Molecule: messenger RNA, 2685 nt
Organism: Quercus lobata
Lineage: Eukaryota; Viridiplantae; Streptophyta; Magnoliopsida; Fagales; Fagaceae
Product: G-type lectin S-receptor-like serine/threonine-protein kinase CES101
Exons: 8
Coding region: 766-2685 (639 amino acids)
Biological process (GO): protein phosphorylation
Cellular component (GO): plasma membrane
Molecular function (GO): ATP binding; protein serine/threonine kinase activity
Source: RefSeq, a predicted model, not a curated record
ACGAAAAGCAAGAAAAGAAAGAAGACCUGCUGCAACAUGGUGCUGACCUGAUGGGUUGAGAUCGUUCAACUUGAAAAGACUGAAAACUAGUACAAAGGAGCCAGGCACACUCAACUGCAGCUAAUGCAUCAGAAUCCCAUUUUGGAAGAAUCAAUAUUCAAAGAGGCAUGUUUAACCACCUCACCUCAGCAUCAAAUCACUAAUAAUCUUUAUUCCCUUUAAUAUCUUCCAAAGGUUUAGUGCUAAGUUGUGCCUGUGUACAACAAUGGCUAGCAAGGAAGUCCAUCCAACUUUCUUGCUUAUAAUUAUCAUGUCAUCAUUGUGGGGUUCAUCAGCAGACUUAUUAGACACGCUAAAGCAGGGCGAUGUUCUUAAUUCCUCACAGUACCUCAUUUCUGCCAAUCGGAAGUUCACCUAGGGAUACUUCAAGCCUACUUCUCAGUACAAAAACAACAGUUACUUUGCCAUUUGGUACACAAAUGUUACGGACAACACGGUGUGGAUCGGAAACCGAGACAGACCUAUUUCAAAUGAUUCAACAGCGUUUCUUACCCUUGACCAACUGGGAAAGUUGAUGAUCAAUUCCAGCGGAUUUGGAGGUGAUCCUUUUGUAAUAUAUUCUGGUGGUCAAACUGAAAACACAAUUAGUGCUACUCUACUAGAUACAGGAAACUUAGUAGUACGAGAAGUGAACUCCAAUGGCUCUCUAUUGGAAGGUGGUUGUGGGAAAGCUUUGAUCAUCCCACUGACACACUCCUGCCUGGGAUGAAAUUAGGUGUCAAUCACAAAACUGGGCGUAAUUGGUCUCUUACUUCAUGGUUGGCAUCAGAUGAUCCAGCAUCAGGAGCCUUCACACUUGAGUGGGAACCCAAGACAAGCCGAUUGAUUAUCAAGCUGCGAGGGGUGCCUUAUUGGAGCAGUGGUCUGAUUGUGAAAUGGAAUAAUGUGUUAUGGUUUGAUCAUAUGGACUCCAGUAGAACUCAAUAUUACAUUUUCAAUAAUGUUACAGAUGCGGAUGGGGAGUACUUCACUUAUUCCAUUGACGCUAAAUAUGAAACAGUUCUAUAUCCGCAGGGCGGAGGAAGAUCGACAUGGCAGUUAACUUACUGGGGCCCAAUAAUGGAUAGAAGUGUAGGAAUUAUGAACUUUGGUUAUUGUUAUGGUUACGGUAUGGAAGAUGAAGGAUGCGAGAGAUGGAAUCAACCAAAGUGCAGGAGUCACAAACAAAAUUUUCAAUUGAGCUCCGGAGGCUUUGUAAAUUCUCAGGGAGACGGUGUUUCCGAUAUGCGUGCUGAUGACGACACUGCAAAUCUUAGUCCUAGCGAUUGCAGAGCAUAUUGCUGGAAUGACUGUGAUUGUUUGGCCUAUGGUGAUGAUGCCUUUGGACCUGGAUGCCAUAUUUGGAAAGGAAAAUUACAGUUUGUACAAGAUAACAGUGGGAGGUCACCUCGUCAAUAUGUUAUAUUUACAGAGCCAAAAAAAAGAAAGAAAUGGAUUGCACCAGUUAUCGCAACUGCUAUACUUGUGCUUAUCUUCAGCGCCUUCUACUGUUUAUGGAGGAUAUAUCGACUGCGAGGCGAUGUUAAAAGAAGGGAGGAAAAGCACCUACUUGAACUCACAACACCGGAUAGAUUAUUAGAUGCAAAUGAGCUUGAAAAUGACGGAAAUACAGGAAAUAACAUAAAAGUGUUCAGCUUUGCAAGUAUCGCAGCAGCUACAAAUAACUUUGCACCUGGAAGUAAGCUUGGAGAAGGUGGUUUUGGACCAGUAUAUAAGGGAGUAUCACUUGAGGGGCGAGAAAUAGCAAUAAAACGAUUAUCAAGAAAUUCAGGACAAGGAUUAGUGGAGUUCAAAAAUGAGCUAAUACUUAUAGCAAAACUCCAACACACGAAUCUUGUCAAACUCUUAGGGUGCUGCUUUCAAGGAGAGGAGAAGAUGUUGAUCUAUGAGUACAUGCCCAACAAAAGUUUGGAUUCCUUUCUCUUUGAUCCAACUAAAAAUGCUCAAUUGGAUUGGAAAAACCGAGUCAACAUCAUUGAAGGGAUUGCCCAAGGAUCACUUUACCUUCAUAGAUUCUCAAGGUUAAAAGUAAUACAUAGAGAUUUGAAAGCUAGUAACAUUUUGCUAGACGAAAACAUGUGCGCAAAAAUAUCUGAUUUUGGUAUGGCAAGAAUUUUCAAGCGUAAUGGGAAGGAAGCAAAUACUAAUAGAAUCGUCGGAACAUAUGGUUACAUGUCCCCUGAGUAUGCAAUGGAAGGCAUUUUCUCCGAAAAAUCUGAUGUCUUUAGUUUUGGUGUUCUAAUGCUUGAAAUUGUGAGUGGAAGGAAGAACAACAGCUUCUAUCAUGUCAACGGCCCACUGAACCUUGUAGGAUAUGCAUGGGAGUUGUGGCAAAGAGAUGCUGGGCAAGACCUAAUGGAUCCAACUUUAAAAGAUUCAUGUCCUACGCAUCAAUUGCUGAGAUUCAUUUGUGUGGGUCUCUCAUGUUUAGAAGAUAGUGCGGCAGACAGACCUACAAUUCUAGAAGUUAUUUCUAUGCUUAAAAAUGAAAUUGUGCCACUUCCUAUUCUAAAAAAACCAGCAUUUUUCACGGGAAGCAAUGUCAUUAAUGAAGAUUUACUGGAAAAAGGGUCAGAAAACUAUACAGUAAAUAGCUUGUCCAUUUCUAGAAUGGAUGCAAGAUAG